Molecule: messenger RNA, 1035 nt
Organism: Polyodon spathula (Mississippi paddlefish)
Lineage: Eukaryota; Metazoa; Chordata; Actinopteri; Acipenseriformes; Polyodontidae
Product: dynein heavy chain domain-containing protein 1
Exons: 6
Coding region: 1-1035 (344 amino acids)
Biological process (GO): microtubule-based movement
Cellular component (GO): dynein complex
Molecular function (GO): minus-end-directed microtubule motor activity; dynein light intermediate chain binding; dynein intermediate chain binding
Source: RefSeq, a predicted model, not a curated record
AUGUACGUGGGCACUGAUGUUGCGGGGUGCACGGGCACGGAUGUGCACAGGGCACAUUAUGCAUGGGGUGCAUGGGCGGCACUGAGAGAAGUGCAAGAAUUCUGUGAGAGUCACUGCUGGCUGGCUGAAAUUCACCAGUUCACAUGCCUGUGGAGCCCUGACAGUUUGGAUGCUAUGCAAGGCUGGACGGCUAACCAGUACGAUGACUGUAUCAUGCAGAUCAAAGCUUGGACUGAGAAACUGAUGAAUGUGGAGCAAAGUUUUACCACCAGUAACAAACUCCUCACCGUAGAUUGUGCAGUCCUACAUGAGGAAAUAGUUCAUGAGCUGGACUCCAUUAACACGGACAUCUUAAGAUUUCUGACCUCUGAGGUGGAGCAGCGAGCAGAGAGCUGGAUAUUGGAGCUGAAGAGAGCAAUUGAGUCACUGAGCAUUACAACUUCUGACAUUGAGGCUUUCGGCCACUAUACAAACAUGGUGGAGCAUUACCAAAACAUGACCGCAGACCUUCACCAGCAGCUUGAAUAUGUGCGUUCCCUGCAUGAGAGAAUUCGGAAGAACUACAGACAGCUCAGUGGAGAAGAUGAAGCUAUGGAGGAACAGAUGUUGGACCUGUGGGACAAUUUUGUGCCCCUUCUGCGAGUGGCAACAGAGACUGUCAGCUCACAGCUCCCCUCAAAGGUGGAUGCUGUGGAUGCCACCUUCAACACACUUUCCCAGGAACUACAGGACGUGGUCUUCCUAGCAACCUCAGGGAAGUUCCUGGACGUAUCUCAGAGUUCUGCAGAGAUGCUGGGGGAGCUGCAGGCGAUGAGUCGACAGUUUCACUCUUUGGCUGGGCAGCUAUACGGACUGAACAGGACCAAACAGAGUUUAAAAGGAAAGCCCCUUGAUUUGUCCUUCAUCCCAUCAGCAGGACGGAAGCUGGACACAAGGAAAGCCGUUUGGGAACUCCUCCACAUCUCCAAACAGAAGAUAAACGAUUGGAAACAGCUCCCCUUUCACAAGGCAUUUAUUGUCACGAUUAACUUCUAG